GGGGGAAGAGUCAGGUUCUUUGCGGGGCGGGGGUGGUGGGUCGGGUGAUGCGGGCUUGUGGUUGAGCGCGGGAUUAUUUGCUGGGCGGGGAGGGGAGCAGCGCGCCGCGCCGCGCCUCGGCCGCCGGUGUAGCGAGUUGGUGGCGGGAGGGAAGGAAGAGCGGCGGCGGGUUCCGCACCUACCGGAGCCCGCACCAUGCUGCAGAGCCAGGCCGGAGCCGGAGCCAGCGACAGCGCCUCGACCGCGGGCAGCCUGCAGCAGGCGCCCCCGCCGCCCCCGCCGCCCGCAGCGCCCCCGCCGCCGCCGGGCAGCAUCCGCAACCGGGAGCGGGAGCCUCCCCUCGGCUCCGCCUACAGCGGCUCGGAGGCCAGCAGCGACGACGAGGAUGACCUGGUGGUGCCCCCGGCCCCGGUUGACAGGCGCGGGGUGAAGCGCAGGGUGUCGGACAUGGAGGUGGCGGCGGCCGGCUUGACCGGACACGACCCGAGCUUGGACUGUGGCGGCGGCGGCCCGGGGCUGGCAGCGGGCAGUGGCGGCGGGGCUUACGGGGUGGUGGCGGCCGGAGGCCCGGCGGCGGCGGCGGCGGCUGGGCUGAAACCCGGUAAGAAGACGCGCGGCAGGGUGAAGAUCAAGAUGGAAUUCAUCGAUAACAAGUUGAGGAGGUACACGACUUUCAGCAAGAGGAAGACGGGCAUCAUGAAGAAGGCGUACGAACUUUCCACACUGACGGGCACACAGGUGCUUCUCCUGGUGGCCAGCGAGACAGGGCACGUGUACACCUUUGCCACCCAGAAGCUGCAGCCGAUGAUCACCAGUGAGACGGGCAAGGCGCUGAUACAGACGUGUCUAAACUCCCCUGACUCCCCGCCACGCUCUGACCCCACCACGGAUCAGCGGAUGAGCGCCACUGGCUUCGAGGAGACUGAUCUCACCUAUCAGGUAUCGGAGACUGACAGCAGCGGAGAAAACAAGGACGGACUGAAGCCCACCACCUUCACCGUGACCAACGUCCCCGGCUCGAAGGGGGUCAACCAGCUGGCGUCCAACACCUCCACCAACCUGCAGGUCAGCACGGGCCACAGCUUCCCCAUCACCAACUACCUGGCUCCCGUCACCGCCAUCACCAACAGCAACGGCACAGUCUUCAAACCUGCCGUCACCGGCACCUCUGGCAGCAUGGUGCAGAUCCCCAGUGGGUUCACCCUCAUGUCAGGCACGUCACUGCCAGGGACGCCCUCCAUCCCGAUUGGUCAGUUGCAGCAGCACUCACUGACCAUCCAGGGUCAGCAGGGUCAGAUGAUGAGCGGUCAGUCGCAGCCGGGACAGCAGACGGUCUUUCGCUUCCCAGCGUCCACGGGCGGUCAGAUUGUCUCCAUCGCAGGAGGUGCCAUGGCCCAGCAGGUGCCCGUCCAGACCAUCCAGCUGCACCAGUCGCCAGCGCAGGUGAGCGUGCACCAGUCCACGCAGCACACGGCCACCAUCAGCGACAGUAACUCCGAGAUCUCUCAGGCCUCAACCAGCGGGACAAUGACGCUGCCGGCAACAAUCGUGACUUCGUCCGCACCCACUUCGAUGGCCAGCCACGUGAUGUACCCGAGCCCCCACGGCACGGUGAUGUACACCACCUCCAGCCCCGGCCUGUCAGAUGGACUCGCCGUCCUCAACGCCUUUUCGCAGCCCUCUUCGGGGAUGCAAGUGUCGCACAGCCAGAUGCAGGAACAGGGUGGUGUACCACAAGUUGUGUUGACUGCUCCCACAGGCACUGUCCAAAUCCCACUGUCAGCCGUCCAGCUCCACCAGAUGACAGUGAUUGGCCAACAAUCCAGCACUGGUAGUCUGACUGAGCUUCAGGUGAGCAGCCUGGAAACCACACACAGCAGCAAGCUGGCCCAGAACGACUGACGACUCCUGGCCAGGACUCGAGAGGAGCACCAUCUAUUUAAAAUAGAAACUGCCUGCUAUAUUUAUUUAUUUUUGCCUCUCCCUCUCCCUCAGCCCUGCUUUAUUCAGAAAGAAUGGAUGGAGCUUUUUCUAAAUCAAUGUGAAAUUAUUGACUGCCUGAGGUUUAUCUUUUUCAUAAUUGAAAGCGAUUUGCACGCAGUGGACCCACAUCAGGCUUCAGCCAAAGAUUCACACUCUGUUGUGAAGGCCGUGUAAAUACAACCUCACUCCUCUCCCUGCUCCUUGGAGGAACAAAGUCUUCUUCCAAACUUUGUUGCAAAUGUGUCUGGGUUUGUGGCGACUCAGCUGUUAGCUGCGGAUUUUGAAUGUGGCUGGGUGGCGGUGUGUCCAGGGCCUGGAUCUGGCUCUCUGGGAUUCUUGGUGCCUGCCCUCUGGGCGACGGUUUAAUUUUAACUUUGCAGGAUAUCAUGGCACUAAAGUUUCCACAACUAUUUCUCCAACAAUUAUUUUGUUAUUAUAUUUGUACUGAGAAUAAAAUUGUUGGAGGGAUAUGUGUGUGUGUAUAAUAUAUGUAUGUUUCUGUGUGUAUAUAUAUGAAAUAUACACAUAAUAUACACAUGCACACGCGUGUUCACAUAUACCCACACACACACACACACAAGUAUUUAGAAUGUGCUUUUAAUGGAGAUUAUAUGAAUUUUGAUUGGCAAUUUGUAUUAAAUUGGUUGACCUAUUGGAGUGGCCGUUUGGGGGUGGGACAGGUGGGGGAACAGAGUCAGUGGUCUCAACUCUGUGCCGGAGUGUGAGGAAUAAGCCACUGACUGUUGCCGAUGGCUUCCGGUGACUCAGGCCCGGCUGGAAGAAGCAGUCGAGUACACAGUACAGCAGCAGCGAUCGGAUUGGUCGCACGCUCCCAUUGUUGGAUAGGGGCAGGAUCAGGAUUGGUUACUCUCUCCCCAUUGCUGGAUAAGGGGCAGGAUCAGGAUUGGUUACUUUCUGCCCAUUGUUGGAUAGGAGCAAGAUCAGGAUUGGCUACAAGCCUUCCCAUCUCCCCCACACCCAACAGCAGUCAGGUAAAAGCCACAAUGAGAUUGGCUGUAACAUCGAUGUACAGAGGGAUCUUGGGGUCCAAGUCCACAGCUCCCUGUAAGUGGCCACGCAAGUUGAUUGGGUGUAAAGAAGGUGGGCUUGCCUUUAUCAGUCGAAGCAUUGAGUUCACGGGUCAUUAAGUUGUGUUGCAGCUUUAUGAAACUGGCGAGGCGGCAUCUUGGAGUAUUGCGUUCAAUUCUGGUCGCCCCUUUAUAGGAAGGGAUGUGGAGGCUUUGGAGAGGGUGCAGAAGAGGUUCACCAGGAUGCUGCCUGGAUUAGAGGGCAGGUGCUCUAAGGAGAGGUUGGACAAACUUGGGUGGUUUUCUCGGGAGCAGCGGAGGCUGAUAGAAGUUUAUAAGAUUACGAGAGGCAUAGCUAGUGUAGGCAGCUGGUAUUUAUUUCCCCAGAGUCAAAAUGUCUUGUACUGGAGGAAAUGCAUUUAAGUUGAGAGAGGGAGAGUUCCAAGGUGGCGUGCAGGGCAAGUAUUUUACAGAGUGGUGGGUGCCUGGAAUGUGCUGCCAGGGGUGGUGGUGGAUGUAGGUACGAUGGAGGCCUUUAAGAGGCUCGUAAACACAUGAAUGUGCAGAGAAUGGAGGGACAUGGACCAUCUGCAGGCAGAAAGGAUUAGUGUAAUUAGGCACCAUUGGCUUAAUUAGUUUGGCCCAACGUGGUGGGCCGAUGGGGCUGUCCCUGUGCUGUACUGUUCCAUGUUCUAAUUCCCCCCGCUGUCAGAAGAGGGCAGCAAUGGGAUUGGAUGCAGCUCCUGCCCGGCUGGAAAGGAUUAGUAUUGGCUGUGUUUCACCCCGCCUCUCACACUUUAAGGAAAGGAGUAACAUUAGGGUUGGUUGCAGUGCCUCUUGUUGGCAAGGGCAGGAACAAGGUUGGCUGUAAAGUUUAGUGCUGUCCCCUGCUGCCUCAGCUCCUGGAUGUAGAACGACGGUUCAGUAUUCUGAAGUCCGUGAUUCUGGCCCUUGUGAGAGGGAAGACCCUGGGUUGGGUGAGAGGGAAGACCCUGGGUUGGGUAAGAGGGUGGGCACUAACACAGACCCCUCGGCGUGUGAGAUGUUGACCACGAUUGGUAUCAGUUUCUGGAGGACUGGUGGUAGCUGGCUUGGUGGUCCUGGGGCGAGCCCUGCUCCCUGUUUCAUGGUUAGCUGUGUGUGAACUGGUGUUAAAGCCGAUCAGAAUGGUGGGCAGGGAAGUUGCUGCUGCUGUGCAGCUUGUGACCUGGGGUCAUUCACCGUGUGGUGAAGAGGGAGAGGUGAGGUCAACCCUUCCUGACAAGGCUGCUGAGCAGCUACUCCAGCGUGUCCCUCCCACCCCCCAUCACAACAUGCCUGUGGGGGUAACUCUUCGCUUCCGUGCACCCACUGCCCAAGAUGCCAGCCUUGACACCGUGGCCACUGACCUGUUCCUGGCCCCUGACCUUCCCUGCCUUUCGUGGCUCCUUCAGUGAUUGGCCCAAUUGCAAGCUGCUGCUUUUUUGUACUUGGUGCUAUGAAGGGAGGCGUUUUCAUAGGAAGCGGCCACUACUUUUUAUAAAAUGCCUUGAAAGAGAGAGUUUAUUUUUAUAGGUGUUUAUUCAGUAUUUAUGUAUUACAGAGAAGAUGAGAAAAACACUUGUAAAUUGUAUUGCAGUUUUUAUGUGUACGAGUUUGUAUCACGCGGGGCAGGGGAGGGCAGGGAGGGCUGUGUGUUUUUUUUAGAAUUUUUUCACAGUAUAAAACUAUUGCCAUGGGUUGCAGUUAAAGGAGCAGGAUGUGUUACUGAGUAGACGGUUCCCAGACAUGCCUGGUUUUGGUGUGAUUUACACGGUGAAAGCUUUUUUUUAAAAUAAAAGAAACAAAUUUUUAUUGUUUGUUUUCGUUGUGUUUGGAUUCCGUUUAUUCUUUGUAAGAUUUGUGUAUACAAAGAGUACUGUGUACAGAUGCAGAAUAAAAAUGCCCUUUAAAUAAAUGUAACAAAUUGUGCAAC
This is a messenger RNA of Pristis pectinata (smalltooth sawfish), 4965 nucleotides long. RefSeq names its product serum response factor-like. Lineage: Eukaryota; Metazoa; Chordata; Chondrichthyes; Rhinopristiformes; Pristidae. Gene Ontology annotation, biological process: positive regulation of transcription by RNA polymerase II. Bases 196 to 1902 code for a protein of 568 amino acids. The transcript is spliced from 8 exons. The record is from RefSeq and is a predicted model, not a curated record. Gene Ontology annotation, molecular function: serum response element binding; DNA-binding transcription factor activity, RNA polymerase II-specific; protein dimerization activity.